This is a messenger RNA of Cebus imitator (Panamanian white-faced capuchin), 4835 nucleotides long. It is a transcript of the gene GPR139, whose product is annotated as G protein-coupled receptor 139. The record is from RefSeq and is a predicted model, not a curated record. Gene Ontology annotation, molecular function: neuropeptide receptor activity. NCBI's taxonomy places the organism in Eukaryota, Metazoa, Chordata, Mammalia, Primates, Cebidae. The transcript has 2 exons. Gene Ontology annotation, cellular component: membrane. Gene Ontology annotation, biological process: G protein-coupled receptor signaling pathway. The coding region runs from base 285 to 1346 and encodes 353 amino acids.
GUGGAGCGGGUCCGAGGUGGGAGGCGCACAGACGGGCUCCGGGAGCCCCUCCCGAGGCCCCGCACCCUGCGCCCCGCGCCCUGCGGGAGGGCUGAGCCGGGACUCCAGGCGGGCAGGUGCGGAGCGAGCACAGGGGAUCUCGGCCAAGGGUAGGAGCCAGUCCUGCGGGGAGAGAGGCGUUGCUGCUCCAGCUGCUGCCUCCGCCGCCGUCACCACCUAGCCGGCGACCAGAGUCGGGCUGGCAGGCCGGGCGCGAAGCGGCGAGGGGAGCGAGGGGCGCGCUCAUGGAGCACACGCACGCCCACCUCGCAGCCAACAGCUCGCUGUCCUGGUGGUCCCCCAGCUCGGCCUGCGGCUUGGGCUUCGUGCCCGUGGUCUACUACAGCCUCUUGCUCUGCCUCGGUUUACCAGCAAAUAUCUUGACCGUGAUCAUCCUCUCCCAGUUGGUGGCAAGAAGGCAGAAGUCCUCCUACAACUAUCUCUUGGCACUGGCUGCUGCAGACAUCUUGGUCCUCUUCUUCAUAGUGUUUGUGGAUUUCCUGUUGGAAGACUUCAUCCUGAACAUGCAGAUGCCUCAGAUCCCCGACAAGAUCAUAGAAGUGCUGGAAUUCUCAUCCAUCCACACCUCCAUAUGGAUUACUGUUCCAUUAACCAUUGACAGGUAUAUCGCCGUCUGCCACCCACUCAAGUACCACACAGUCUCAUACCCAGCCCGCACCCGGAAAGUCAUUGUAAGUGUUUAUAUCACCUGCUUCCUGACCAGCAUCCCCUACUACUGGUGGCCCAACAUCUGGACUGAAGACUACAUCAGCACCUCUGUGCAUCACGUCCUCAUCUGGAUCCACUGCUUCACUGUCUACCUGGUGCCCUGCUCCAUCUUCUUCAUCUUGAACUCAAUCAUUGUGUACAAGCUCAGGAGGAAGAGCAAUUUUCGUCUCCGUGGCUACUCCACAGGGAAGACCACUGCCAUCUUGUUCACCAUUACCUCCAUCUUUGCCACACUUUGGGCCCCCCGCAUCAUCAUGAUUCUUUACCACCUCUAUGGGGCGCCCAUCCAGAACCGCUGGCUGGUUCACAUCAUGUCCGACAUUGCCAACAUGCUAGCCCUUCUGAACACAGCCAUCAACUUCUUCCUCUACUGCUUCAUCAGCAAGCGGUUCCGCACCAUGGCGGCCGCCACGCUCAAGGCCUUCUUCAAGUGCCAGAAACAACCUGUACAGUUCUACACCAAUCAUAACUUUUCCAUAACAAGUAGCCCCUGGAUCUCGCCGGCAAACUCACACUGUAUCAAGAUGCUGGUGUACCAGUAUGACAAAAAUGGAAAACCUAUAAAAGUAUCCCCGUGAUCCAUUGGUGUGGCACCUACUGCCUCUGUCUAAUCUAUUUCCAGAUGGGAGGGUGUCCCAUCCUACGGCUGAGUAGCUCUCCUUAAGAGUGCUAAUCUGAUUUUCUGUCUCCUGCAGACUGAGCAAUUCUCAGACUGGCAGAUGAGAAGAGAUGGAAGAGAAGAAAGGAGAGCAUGAAGCUUGUUUUUACUUCUGCAUUUAUUUCCACAAAGUCACAUUGAAAGCAAAAGCUCCUACCAAUUUGAAGAUGCCAUUGGAGGUUGUGUCAUCAUCCUGUGGCCAGUUAGGACACAGAGUAGAGAAAUAGUCUGUGAUUUUGCUCCAGUACCAUCCACAGUCAUUGGGAGCCAUUCAUUUAUGUGACUUACAAAGCUCCAGUAGCACGUAGCUGAGCCUGCACUCUUCUUCCGGGAGCUGAGGUCAUUCAUCACUUCCCUGUGCUGUUCCCAGGAGCUAACAAUACUAACUGUUUCAGGAUUUUUUUCAAGGUGCCCUUUGUCCUAGAGAGGGUUGUGGUCUUGAAGUGGCCCUGGCACUCCUAACUUCAGAAUGACACUGUGGGAAUAGAAGAGUAUUGGAUCCCAUCCAAACUCUGGCCAGAGCUUCUUCAGAAAAUCUCCAAACCCACAUAGCUAUGACCUCAAACCUGGGGGUCUAAGAGGCAGUUUUCUAUUUAUCAUUAUGUAUAGAUUUUCUCUAUCUCCUCCAAAACAAAGACCCUGCCUGGUGCGCAGGGGGAAAGGAGGAAUUCUUGAGCCCAGAAAAACAAAAAAAAAAAAGCCCACACUUGCCAUUGUUUCAACCCGUCCCUGUGUCAGCUGCAUAUGAUCUCGUUACUCAGAAUUGCUUCUUGUUAUGGUAUCACUCAAGCUUCCUAGAGAAGCCUUUUUACGUGUCGAGUUGCCAACCCUGCCUCCUUGCUUGCUGAGGCCCUCACCAAAUUGUUUUAUUUGAAGUGACUUCCGAACUGAAUUUAAUAUUCAAGGGUCAGGAACUGCAGCUCUGCGGGUAUGAGAGGAGGUGUUCUCAGCUCUGCCUCAGAGCCCAGCUGGCGUUGCCAUUUCGCCACAAACGCAGACACAAAAAGUGCCCAUGCUGACGCUUCGUCUGCCCUUUGACGCACAUGGCUCAAAAGGGUAGUGCCAGUUCUUGGUAAAGCUAUUUAACCCAGAUCCUUUGCAAAAUGAUAAAAUAUAACUGUUUAUUUAUUCUACCCUUGCCUGUCCAAGGCAAAAAGAUUUCUAGGGGGGCUUCCCUGGAAAUUGCUACUUAUGUGUGCACCAUACACACACACACACACAUGAUUAUCUUCUAUGUUCCUGUUAUUUCGCUUUUUUUUACUUCUGUCUCAGAUUCCCAGUAUUAGAAUUCAUCCCUGUUUUGGAAGAAAUCUGCCAAAAUGAUUUGAAAUUGCGUGAUAUUUUUGGUGGCCAAACAAAAAGCAGAAUGGUCCACCUGGAAUACUUAGUUCCUCAGGCUGGAUUUUUACUGUAUUUUGUCCCUAGAUUGGAAGACAUGUCUAUCUUUUUUAAGGGAAUUUGCAAUAAAUGAAUGGGGUAAGAAAAGGCCCCAGGGCAACACAAACCCUAAACUUCGGCCAGUGUUCUCAAUACUAAUUCAAUAUAAUCGUAGGUCCUAUUAUCCCAAUUCUUACCCCUUUUAAAGUAUUGCAAUAGAAUCUCAUCAGAGCCAAGGAUUAGAUUCUAAAGUCAAUGCAAAAGAUAAAAUAUUAAAGAGCCAAAAUUACCUUUGCAAAAGAUCCUCCAAAAAGAGACAUGUUGGAGAUUAUAUUCCAUUGCUUUCAAAACCUAACACAGCUAAGUUUUUCUCUAGCAUUGGAACAGGUUGUUGUUUCUCUGUUUGAUGACAAGGCAGAAUUGGCUCUCAUUUAGGGACCAUAUUGUGUGAUUCUAAUGUAUCUGAGAACAUUAGGACCACCCUGGUGCAUCAAGAUGCUUCCACUGAAAGGAGUUCAUGGAAGUUAUCUCACUGAGGGACAGAUCUCCAUCUCCCAUGCUCCCCAGGGCGUAUGCUUAUUGAGUGGAAUGGUAAGCAGAUUCCCUCACAUCCCUAAAAUUGCAUUUCUCUCUGUCUCUUUUUUCCCAAGCAUGUAUAAUUGAACAUGUGUUCAUUAAAUCUGUGUAUGAUGCAAUUCCACCACACCUCCUUAUGAAUGGACAUUGACCAAAGGCUACCUAUACUGAAUAUAUAUAUAUUUAUUUAUUUAUUUGUUUGUUUGUUUGUUUGUUUUUUAAACACGUAGCUCUGAAAAAUGCUAGUUUGAGCUAUACAUGAAUGGGUCAAAGUGCAAUAUCUACAAAGGUUAAGCAAUUCCUUUUUGAGAAUGUAUAUAAGAUGGAAAAGAUGUAUGUGACUCUCCAUGCUCUCUGCUCCAUGUUUUUAAUUGUAUGUAAAAAUUGUCGUUGUUUAAAAACUGCGUGUGCAUUGGGAACAUUUUCCUCAGACACUUUCAUUUAUGACUUCUCUUGAUGAUAGAGGCUCUACCAUGUAAUAUUGUGAUCUCUUUUCCUCUGAAUAUAUUUUAUAUUUUGCUAAAUGAUAUUUAAAAGAGGUCCACUUCUCGAAAGCACCCUAGUGAAUUGCUGUCUUCUGAUUAAAAUGCAAAUGAAUGCCCAUUGGGUUAGGUUGAUACAUAUCUCUUAAAAUUUAUUUCAGAUUAUCUAAGGACUUUUAAUUUAUUAUUAUUUAUAGUAAUAAUUAUGGACAUCAUAAAAAGGGUUUUUUUGAACUCUAAAACUUUAAAAACUUGUAAGCCUUUUCUUUCAGGCCAGUUUUGAAAGUAAAGCCUUGAAUUUUGAAGCCUGUCAUGUAAUCAGCUGCUGCUGGUGGCACUGAAGCAAUUGCCUUAUUUUGGGUUUUUGUGGUGUCUCUUUCAAAGACGGUUAACUAGCUUCUCUCUUGCUGUAUGAUUUGUGUCGUUGGUUGGACAUUGCAAUGAUGAUACACACCAUCAUGCUGUGUCAUUUUAUUGAACAACUUGAAGGCUGAAAUGUCUUAUGGGGAAGGAAAUGAGGGGAAUGACAGACAAACCAUAAAAGACAGACCAGAGGGGGCAUGAACUUGUGUGUUGCAAACACCCUGCUAUUGGAAAAGAUCACUUUGCACAGUUGGUACCUCCUGAUUCAACAUGGGGAGCCUACCCGAAGUGAAUAAAAGACUCUAAUGUUGGCUAUUCCAGUUCAAAGAAUGGAAUAGAAGAUUACCAUAGAAAAAAAGCAAAUGUUCAUAUUUUCUUAAUUAGAUUAUAUAUUGUGUUUGGACUUGUUUGUAUCAUAAUAGAUUCUAAUAUGGUGCACACUUGGUGUUUGGUGUUUGCAUCUAUGUUCAAGCAAUUGCAGUAUGCUGUUUUUAUUACUAUUAUUUUUAAUUGAUAAAUCAUAAUUGUAUACAUUUAUGGGAUACAAUGUGAUGUUUUGAUAUACUGUAUGUAUACAAUGUGGAAUAAUUAAAUCAAGCUAAGUUAACACA